AUGCAGCCCUCCCUCCCCUCAGGUCACCAAAGCCCUUCUCCUGGAGACAUCCAGCCCUCCCUCCCCUCAGGACACCAGGGCUCUUCUGGAGACAUCCAGCCCUCCAUCCCCUCAGGUCACCAGGGCUCUUCUGGAGACAUCCAGCCCUCCAUCCCCUCAGGCCACCAAGGCUCUUCUGGAGACAUCCAGCCCUCCCUCCCCUCAGGUCACCAAAGCCCUUCUCCUGGAGACAUCCAGCCCUCCCUCCCCUCAGGUCACCAGGGCUCUUCUGGAGACAUCCAGCCCUCCCUCCCCUCAGGUCACCAGGGCCCUUCUCCUGGAGACAUCCAGCCCUCCCUCCCCUCAGGUCACCAGGGCCCUUCUCCUGGAGACAUCCAGCCCUUCCUCCCCUCAGGUCACCAGGGCCCUUCUCCUGGAGACAUCCAGCCCUCCCUCCCCUCAGGUCACCAGGGCCCUUCUCCUGGAGACAUCCAGCCCUCCCUCCCCUCAGGUCACCAGGGCUCUUCUGGAGACAUCCAGCCCUCCCUCCCCUCAGGUCACCAGGGCCCUUCUCCUGGAGACAUCCAGCCCUUCCUCCCCUCAGGUCACCAGGGCCCUUCUCCUGGAGACAUCCAGCCCUCCCUCCCCUCAGGUCACCAGGGCCCUUCUCCUGGAGACAUCCAGCCCUCCCUCCCCUCAGGUCACCAGGGCCCUUCUCCUGGAGACAUCCAGCCCUCCCUCCCCUCAGGUCACCAGGGCUCUUCUGGAGACAUCCAGCCCUCCAUCCCCUCAGGUCACCAGGGCCCUUCUCCUGGAGACAUCCAGCCCUCCCUCCCCUCAGGUCACCAAAGCCCUUCUCCUGGAGACAUCCAGCCCUCCAUCCCCUCAGGCCACCAGGGCUCUUCUGGAGACAUCCAGCCCUUCCUCCCCUCAGGUCACCAGGGCCCUUCUCCUGGAGACAUCCAGCCCUUCCUCCCCUCAGGUCACCAGGGCCCUUCUCCUGGAGACAUCCAGCCCUUCCUCCCCUCAGGUCACCAGGGCCCUUCUCCUGGAGACAUCCAGCCCUUCCUCCCCUCAGGUCACCAGGGCCCUUCUCCUGGAGACAUCCAGCCCUUCCUCCCCUCAGGUCACCAGGGCCCUUCUCCUGGAGACAUCCAGCCCUUCCUCCCCUCAGGUCACCAGGGCCCUUCUCCUGGAGACAUCCAGCCCUCCAUCCCCUCAGGCCACCAGGGCUCUUCUGGAGACAUCCAGCCCUUCCUCCCCUCAGGUCACCAGGGCCCUUCUCCUGGAGACAUCCAGCCCUUCCUCCCCUCAGGUCACCAAAGCCCUUCUCCUGGAGACAUCCAGCCCUCCAUCCCCUCAGGCCACCAGGGCUCUUCUGGAGAAUCUAGCUCUCCAUCCCCUCAGGUCACCAGGGCCCUUCUCCUGGAGACAUCCAGCCCUCCAUCCCCUCAGAUCACCAGGGCCCUUCUGGAGACAUCCAGCCCUCCCUCCCCUCAGGUCACCAGGGCCCUUCUCCUGGAGACAUCCAGCCCUUCCUCCCCUCAGGUCACCAGGGCUCUUCUGGAGAAAUCUAGCUCUCCAUCCCCUCAGGUCACCAGGGCCCUUCUCCUGGAGACAUCCAGCCCUCCAUCCCCUCAGGCCACCAGGGCUCUUCUGGAGACAUCCAGCCCUUCCUCCCCUCAGGUCACCAGGGCCCUUCUCCUGGAGACAUCCAGCCCUCCCUCCCCUCAGGUCACCAAAGCCCUUCUCCUGGAGACAUCCAGCCCUUCCUCCCCUCAGGUCACCAGGGCCCUUCUCCUGGAGACAUCCAGCCCUCCCUCCCCUCAGGUCACCAGGGCCCUUCUCCUGGAGACAUCCAGCCCUCCAUCCCCUCAGAUCACCAGGGCCCUUCUCCUGGAGACAUCCAGCCCUCCCUCCCCUCAGGUCACCAGGGCUGUUCUCCCUCACCUGCCAGUGCAGAGAUGGCCAUGGUGCCAUGGGAUGGCCCUGCAGAGAUGGGAGUUUGGCAUCAAGGAUGCCAUGCUAAGGUGA
Serinus canaria (Common canary) is the source of this 2013-nucleotide messenger RNA. RefSeq lists its product as uncharacterized. Bases 1 to 2013 code for a protein of 670 amino acids. The record is from RefSeq and is a predicted model, not a curated record. The transcript has a single exon. Lineage: Eukaryota; Metazoa; Chordata; Aves; Passeriformes; Fringillidae.